AUGCGAGGGGCGAAGAAGCGCCAGGCGCUGCCCGCCAUCGUGCUCCUGCUUCUGGCCUCGGCCCCGCCGCCUCCGGGCGCCGAGGGCAGGGACGUGCCCGCCGCCGGAGCCGAGCGGGGGGCGCUCCUCGACAUCCUCCUCCAAGCCCUGGGCGACGACGGCCGCCCGCUGCCGCCCCGCCCGCCGCGGAGGGAGCGGGUGAUCUCCCGGCGGUACAGCCCGGGCAGCGCCACUCCGACAGAGCCCCGCACCGCCGCCGCCGCCCCGCCGGCCCCGCGGCUCUUCGCCGCCGCCAGGCACGGAGAAAUUUUUCCAAGAGAUUCCAGUCUAAAAGACAAGUUCAUAAAACAUUUUACAGGGCCAGUCACAUUUUCCUCAGAGUGUAGCAAGCACUUUCAUCGACUGUAUCACAACACAAGGGACUGCUCAACACCAACCUAUUACAAAAGGUGUGCAAGAUUGCUAACGAGAUUAGCAAUGAGCCCUUUGUGUACACAGUCCUAG
Molecule: messenger RNA, 504 nt
Organism: Cinclus cinclus
Lineage: Eukaryota; Metazoa; Chordata; Aves; Passeriformes; Cinclidae
Gene: ALKAL1
Product: ALK and LTK ligand 1
Exons: 4
Coding region: 1-504 (167 amino acids)
Biological process (GO): positive regulation of ERK1 and ERK2 cascade; positive regulation of ERK5 cascade
Molecular function (GO): receptor tyrosine kinase binding; receptor signaling protein tyrosine kinase activator activity
Source: RefSeq, a predicted model, not a curated record